AUGACCAGGAAACAGAACACAAGUCUGGAGGAUGGGAAGAGUAGGAAAAGGAUUCUGAAACCCGUUGUGGAAAAGAAAAGAAGAGAUCGAAUAAAUCAAAGUCUAGGUGAACUGAGAAGUUUGCUGUUGAAGCACACGUCUGAUCCCCGGCUUCAGAAUCCUAAAAUAGAGAAAGCAGAGAUUCUUGACUUGGCUGUGGAAUAUGUUCAGACAUGGACAGACGGGAAGAACCACAGAAAGGACUCUAUAGACAGUCAAAUGAGGACUCCUGUGGCAUCUCUCCAUCACCCAGAAUCCAUUGCUCCUGCUCCCGUCACCAUAGAGGGUGCAGGUUUUCAGCAGUGUGUGGCCCAGCUGACCAGCUACAUGAACAGAAUCCCCCCGGCACAGAGGAGAAGCCUGAUCGAGGGUCUCAAGCAUCACACAGAGAGCCAGCAGCCCCACACCAUCACAGCAGAGUAUAACCCCAGAUUGACAGAUGUGACCAAAGCACCAGAUGGAUUAUCCGGGGAGUUCAUUUGCACAUCUGAGAGGAGAGAAGAGUCUCCUAAAUUUCAUUCCCACUCCACGUUCCACCCUCUCGCCUGCUCCACACCUUGCCACGACUACCUGUCACCCCCUCCCUCCCCCUGGCUCUCACCCUCCUUCUCCACAUACGCCACCUCUCCUCCUUUCCCGUCAUUUGCCUCUCACUUCUCCUUCCCCCCCAGCCUGUCACCUCGGUCUUGCAACACCUCCUUCUUCAGUUUCUCGCCCCCUCUCUCAGGCCCUGCUUCCCUCCACUGCCCCCCUUUCCUCACACUCAGGUCCCCUCCACACCCUGCACAGAGGGGGGGCCACCCACCAAACUCUCCCUCCUCCAUUUGGAGACCUUGGUGA
Molecule: messenger RNA, 879 nt
Organism: Trematomus bernacchii (emerald rockcod)
Lineage: Eukaryota; Metazoa; Chordata; Actinopteri; Perciformes; Nototheniidae
Gene: her11
Product: hairy-related 11
Exons: 4
Coding region: 1-879 (292 amino acids)
Biological process (GO): anterior/posterior pattern specification; regulation of neurogenesis; regulation of transcription by RNA polymerase II
Cellular component (GO): nucleus
Molecular function (GO): protein dimerization activity; RNA polymerase II cis-regulatory region sequence-specific DNA binding; DNA-binding transcription factor activity, RNA polymerase II-specific
Source: RefSeq, a predicted model, not a curated record